Candida albicans SC5314 is the source of this 990-nucleotide messenger RNA. RefSeq lists its product as uncharacterized. Bases 1 to 990 code for a protein of 329 amino acids. The transcript has a single exon. NCBI's taxonomy places the organism in Eukaryota, Fungi, Ascomycota, Pichiomycetes, Serinales, Debaryomycetaceae. The record is from RefSeq and is a predicted model, not a curated record. Gene Ontology annotation, molecular function: electron transfer activity; flavin adenine dinucleotide binding. Gene Ontology annotation, cellular component: mitochondrion.
AUGGCAUCGUACAUUGCAAAGAGAUUGUUUUCAAGGACUACUGUUAGAUUAAAUACACUUGCAUUGGUUGAAGGUGUGAGUAAUGGUAUUUCUCCUGCAUCAUUGUCUACAAUUACUGCUGCCACACAAAUUGGGGAACCAGUGACAGCCAUAGUUUUUGGCAGUAAUGGCGAUUCAGUUGCAGAAGCAGUCGCCAAAACCGAGGGUGUUUCCAAAGUGUUAGUUGCCAAAGAUAGCGAGUACGACCACUAUUUGGCGGAAAAAGUUUCUCCUUUGCUCAAAAAGAUCAUUGAAGACCAAAAGUUUACCCACUUUUUAACUGCUGGCUCGUCGAUUGGCAAGUCGGUUCUUCCAAGAUUAGGGGCCUUACUUGAUGUGCAGCCAGUGUCUGAAAUUGUCAAGGUAGUUGAUCCAACUACUUUUGUGCGUCCAAUCUAUGCUGGUAAUGCAUUGGCUACAGUAAAGUCGAAAGAUAGUAUUAUUCUUGCCUCAGUCAGAGCAUCUGCGUUCCCACCAGCUGAGAUCGGUGGUGCAACUGCCCCCGUUGAGCAAGUCACUGAGUCUGUUGAAUUUGGCAACAGCGCACAAUUUGUGUCUGAACAAAUUGUCAAGUCAGAAAGACCGGAAUUGGGACUGGCCACGAGAGUGGUUUCUGGGGGGCGUGGGUUGAAAAAUAAAGAGAUGUUUGACCAGUUGAUUGAUCCGUUAGCCACCAAAUUGAAUGCGGCCAUUGGUGCUUCUAGAGCAGCUGUUGAUUCCGGGUUCUGUGACAAUUCCUUACAAGUUGGUCAAACGGGUAAGAUUGUUGCUCCAGAUUUGUAUAUAGCUGUUGGUAUUUCUGGUGCUAUACAACACUUGGCAGGCAUGAAGGAUUCGAAAGUGAUUGUUGCUAUCAACAAGGAUGCUGAUGCGCCAAUUUUCAAUGUUGCGGAUGUUGGGUUAGUUGGUGAUUUAAACGAGGUCAUUCCAGAGUUGACAAACAAAUUGUAG